Monascus purpureus is the source of this 1542-nucleotide messenger RNA. The record is from the annotation of a GenBank genome assembly. NCBI's taxonomy places the organism in Eukaryota, Fungi, Ascomycota, Eurotiomycetes, Eurotiales, Aspergillaceae.
AUGUCCACGAAGACAUUCACCCGCGACGAAGUCGCAAAACACAACACCGAAGAUUCCGUCUGGUGCAUCAUCGACCAUCGCGUCUAUGAUCUUACAGAUUUCCUCGAUGCGCAUCCCGGUGGAAGCGUGGUUCUGGCCCAAAUAGCCGGCAAGGACGCCACGACUGAAUUCUACAAUCUGCAUCGACAGGAGGUGCUGCAAAAGUACAAGGAUUCACUCUGCAUCGGGACCGUGGAGGGUGAGAAGCCCGAGGUGAUCGAGCCUGAGCUGGGAGGUCUCAGCCCUGUUCCCUAUGCGGAGCCGUUGUGGCUGCGUCCCGAGUUCAAGAGCCCCUACUACACGGAGAGCCAUCGCAGAUUGCAGAGGGCAAUUCGCGAGUUCACGGAGAAAUAUAUUUCUCCCGAGGCGCAUGAGAAGGAGAGGGAUGGCUCAUAUAUUAGUCAGGGGUUGAUUGAUCGGAUGGCGGAGACGAAUAUCUUGGCUAUGCGUUUGGGACCGGGAAAACACCUGCAUGGAAGGAAGCUUCUCGGGGGCGUCGUGGAUGGGAAGGAGUUUGAUUAUUUCCAUGACCUGAUCGUUGCGCAGGAAGUGACAAGGAUUAAUGGCAGAGGAUUUGUCGAUGGAAAUAUGGCGGGCAUGGUUAUCAGCUUGACGGCCGUUCGGCAGUGGCUGCGAAAUGACUCGCUUAAAGAGAAAAUCAGCGAAGAAGUCCUAUCUGGAAAGAAAAAGAUCUGUCUGGCUAUUACAGAGGCAUUUGCGGGCAGUGAUGUUGCGGGUCUGCGCACAACAGCUACGAAAACACCUGAUGGGAAAUACUAUGUCAUCAACGGGACCAAAAAGUGGAUCACAAAUGGCAUGUUUGCCGACUAUUUUGUCACCGGUUGCCGUACAGAAAAGGGCUUCUCCGUGAUACUGAUACCCCGUGAUGAUACUGUUGACACGACCCAGAUCAAAACCUCAUACUCUACUGCCGCAGGAACGGCGUUCGUGCAGUUCGACAACACCAAGGUCCCUGUCGAGAAUCUGUUGGGCGAGGAACACAAGGGUUUUAUUGUGAUCAUGAGCAACUUCAACCACGAGCGAUUUAUGAUGGCUUGCGGCUCUAUCCGUGCAGCCAGAACCGUUGUCGAAGAAUGCUUGAAGUGGUGCAACCAGCGUAUCGUCUUCGGCAAGAAGUUGAUCGAACAGCCCGUUAUUCGGCAGAAGCUCGCGCGGAUGAUUUCCCUCUGCGAAUCCAACCAAGCAUGGCUCGAGGCUAUUACCUAUCAGAUGUGCAAUAUGACCUACGCCGAACAGGCCCUCCACCUAGGCGGCCCUAUCGGCCUCCUCAAAUCCCACAUUACUCGCGCUGCCCAGGAGAUCGCCGAUCAAGCGACAAAUAUCUUUGGCGGUCGCGGAAUUACUCAGACUGGCAUGGGCAAGGCUAUCGAAAUGUUCAACCGGACUUACAAAUUUGAUGCUAUCCUCGGUGGUACAGAGGAGAUUCUUGCGGAUCUUGGAGUGAGACAGGCCUACAAGAGAUUCCCAAAGGCUAUGCUAUAG